UAUGUAAUGAGUCUUUCUAGACUCAAAUGGAAGUCGUCUACUAUGAGACUGGUAAUCCUUCACUUAUUCAUAAUCCCAUCCCAUUGUCAGACGCCCAACUCCCCCUCGCUUCCAGUCCGGAUCACCUCACCCUCACCAUGGCAGUCUUUCCCACUCUCUCAGGCGGAUCUGGGCCUUCUCUUCUCCAACUCCAGCCCCUUCUCUUCCACCCAAUCCCUGUUUCUCAUGCCUCCAUCAGGAACAGCCUCCAAACCUCUUCUCCGUGCUACAUUUGGUUCUUACACCAUAACACAGGUGAUGACUGAAGACAUUCCUCCUCUGACUCCAUCUCUCACUGCAUCGCUCCUUUCUAAAACCAUUGUCAAAGAGACUGAGGGUGAAAGAGGAGAGCGGUUUGAGGUGCGAGUGCUGUUUCAUAUGAGGGGUGAUGUUAACAGCGGAACCUGCGUUACUCUACAUGCUUUCAAACAGACCGAAGAACAGAAAGCUUCCUGCAUCACCCAGCCACCUUUUGGGUUGUGUGUGGUCACUCUGACACUUCCAAACGACUGGUUUGAGCCUAAUCAGUACAUCAAGGCAAACCUGGACCAGAUUUCCAAGCAACGUCACCUGAGCAGAAACCGUUCUCGUUCCCGAAAACGUGGGAAAAGACAUCCAUCCGUGCCAGGAGGACUCGGGGCCCAGUCUGAUCCAAUUCAGCUCUACUACUCUUCCUUUGUGUCCAGUCCUAAAGGCGGACCCCCUAGGUGUGCGGAGGAAGUAUUACAGCACUCAGACAGGAAGAUGUACUUCAUUAGUCCUGUGGGACUUGAUCAAGAGAUCAACAAAACCAAGCAAAGCGCUGCAUGUUUAGAUAGACAGGCGGAAGAUAAAUUUUGGUUGGAUUCCAAUGUGCUAAUUGUCUACAGCAAAGGGCCUGUACGUGCUGGGCAACCAAUCAGAGUGUCAGUAAACUUGAGGGCAAAUUUUAGUGGGGAGUCACUGACCAUUAGACUGAAAAUGAAAAAAAGGUUGUUGUCUUUGGAGGUCCAUCCCACCACAAACUCUGACCUUUGGAUGGUAAAUGUAGAGAGGACAUCGGGUUCCAAACUUGAUGUUAUUUCCAUCACAAGCCAAAGCACUGGUCCUCAUCCAGACAGCACUGGCACAUCUGCUCUAAGCCAGAUCUCCUGUCUUUCAUUUGAAGCUUUACACAGAAACUUCGGCGUAGCAAUGACUGUCACUGCUAGCUGGUGGGUGGAGUACUCAACACCCAAGUUUGCAGUUUCACCACACGGGGCAGUCACGAGCUUUUUCUCCUUUAUAGACAGAGAAGUGAUGGGAAUUGCCCCAAUCACAGAGAGCAACACAAUUAUCAACACGGCCAUCUUGACAAGUCAGCCUGUGUCACUUCCUGUCAUCGUCCUUGCAGUGGGUCAAGAUGGCAAAGUAUCAGAUGUGACCACAGCGGUGAAGUGUCAUUCAGCCAAUGAAGAUAUCGUCAAGGUUUCUCAUGAUUGCUCUGUGCUUUUUGUGGAUGGGAGUGAAUCCGGAAGGGGCAGCAUCUGUGUGGAGCUGGAGUUUUCUUUGGGGACAUUCAGUGGCUCUUUGUGCUUGGCCGUGUGGACUCCAGUAGUUCCACUGCGUGUGUCUCUCUCUGACUCUGUCCUGAGUCCCAUCAGUGGCUGGAAUUACUACAGUGAGAGCGGAUGUGAACCAGUUUAUCAGAGGUCCGCUAUACGGAUUUUGGCACAAUUCACCGCCCAUUCAGCCGCUCAAGGAGGCCAACCAACCUACAUGCUCGGAUCACCGGAUUGGUUUGUGGAUGUGACAGAACUUGUCCAAGACUGGCUGAGGAUAGAAAACCCAUAUAUUGCAGCUCUUGAUAAACAAAGAAAUCUAAUAGGCUUGAAGCCUGGAAUCACAUCAUUAUAUGUGAUAUCAAGUCAGUGGGAUGGAGUGCUUGGAAGAACUAAUGUCAUUGUAACCUCUGAACCUGUCACUCCUGGUGACCUCUCUGUUCAGUUGGUGGGAGGGCUUGGCCUGUCAGUUAAUUCCAGCCCAUCUCAUCCGUCUAUUGUCACAGCAACAGUGAAUGCUCACAACACACUGUACAACUAUGGGCAAGAAGCAUCUGUCAGUGUUUGGAUCCAGUUUGAUGACGACACAGCCCUAUUGGUAUCUGCCUUUAGUGGGAUUCCCUUCGCUCUCCGGCUCUCCUCUUUGGCUGAUUCUGUGGUCGCUGUGACACCCGCUCCAUCACAGCGCAUCUUGGCACAAGGUGAUGGCGGAGGGCCUCUUGUGAAAGCCGAGCUCCUGGUUUCCAGCUGUGAACCAGCGUCUAACCAUGUUGAAAGGGAAGAAAAAGGAAGUGAACCAAAAAGAUUGUCUAAAGGCUCUGGCUGGAUAAGGGUGAACCUGAACGCUGACUUUUGGCCAAUGGGAAGCGAGGAAAACAACUUUGAGAUGCACGAUGUGACUGAUAUGCUUGUCGACUCUAAUAAGGAGCUAUAUGAUAACUUUGAAGAUCAGCAAAUUAUGGCCAAUUCUACAAGUGAAUAUGAUGCUGGUAAUGACAUAUUUAAAAGAAAUGAUUUGGAGCAUGCGGUUUUGAUCCCCAACCAUGAAGAGAGCGUUGUGUAUUUAUCUCCUGGGGUGGAAAAAGAGAGGAAGGAGGUUAAAACUGCUGAUAGACAAGUAGAGAUUGGCAUUGGAGCUGUCCUUUCUCUCCUUUGUCUUUCCUCUCUCCUUUUCCUGGUCAACUGCCUGCCAUGUGCACUAAGAGAACAGAGGAACAGAGGAAGUCGAGAGGGAAAUGUAAAAGACACCGUGGAGGAGGAUGAGGAAACUGAAGAACAAGAGGAGAAAGGGGUAGAGGUAAAACAGUGUAGUGAAGUGGUAUUGGGAAAUGAUGACAGAACGGAAAGGAAGUGACUUUCAAAAUAUCUUACACUGCCUAUUACCUUGUACAUAUCCUGAAUAAGUCUUUACAGUCAUAUAGUAUUGCCAUGCUAUGCCAUUUUAGCUGCUGAGAUGUGUGGUAAUGUAAAUUAUAUAUUAUUAAUUUGAUUGUUUGUUAUUAUUGUUGUUUCUGUUUUUUUUUUUCAAAGACAUUAAGAAGAUGCAAUAUAUUGUGUUAAUAUAAUAAUGCAUUAGAGAAAACGUGAAUACACCAAACCUUUUUUUAUGAUCUGAAUAACUUUGUCAAACUUAGGCUGCUUGAAAGGUUUUUAGAUUUUUUUUACUCUGCUCAAAUAUAAAUAAAGGUGAAAAAUAUAUAUUCA
Pimephales promelas (fathead minnow) is the source of this 3263-nucleotide messenger RNA. RefSeq names its product transmembrane protein 132A (gene tmem132a). Lineage: Eukaryota; Metazoa; Chordata; Actinopteri; Cypriniformes; Leuciscidae. The record is from RefSeq and is a predicted model, not a curated record.